Malassezia sympodialis ATCC 42132 is the source of this 435-nucleotide messenger RNA. RefSeq names its product cytochrome c oxidase subunit IV (gene COX4). The record is from RefSeq and is a predicted model, not a curated record. Gene Ontology annotation, cellular component: respiratory chain complex IV; mitochondrial envelope. Lineage: Eukaryota; Fungi; Basidiomycota; Malasseziomycetes; Malasseziales; Malasseziaceae. Gene Ontology annotation, biological process: mitochondrial electron transport, cytochrome c to oxygen.
AUGUCGUUCCUUCGCAGCACUCUGACUCAAUCGCUCCGCGCUCCUAUGCGCCUGGCCGUGGCCCAGCGCUCGGCUGUCCGUGCGAUUGCUACCACGCCUCUGCGGUUCGCGGAGCACCAGCAGCCUCUGAUCCAGGGUGAGGGUGCCAAAGACGGCACUGUGGCCUCAGACGAGGACCAGAGCACCGGUAUUGAGCGCUUCGAGCUGAUGGGUCGUCUCCAGGGUGUGGACGUCUUCGACAUGACCCCCCUGCAGGCUGACCGCCUGGGCACUAUUGAGAGCCCGAUUAUUGUGAAGAGCAUGGCCUCGGAGCAGGUGGUUGGCUGCACUGGUUACCCCGCUGAGUCGCAUGUGACUAUGUGGAUGAAGCUCACGAAGGACAUCAAGCACCACAGGUGCCCUCACUGCGGUAGCGGUACGUUCUCGUACAAGUAA